UCAUUUGGGUGAUUUCAAUCGUUAAAUUGUGUUUUAAAAGUGUUAUAUUCUAUUCGGAUAACCAUAUAUACUACUGGUAUCCUUACUGCAUCGCAAAUAAAUUGGCUCUAAAAAGCUUGGGUUACCGUUAAAGGUAUCUUAUUUCCAACUCUUUCAAUAACACUUAGAUGGCAUUGAUGUUAACAUUCAAAUACGAAAGUGCUUAACUAAGUAUUGAAAAUAGUUUUUGAACGUUUAUAAUUAUGCUGUUGUAAAUUAUAUCGGCUGUUAUCUUCCAGUCGUUUAUUGUGUUAAUAUGAACGGAUAUAAACACUCACGAGCGGUUGGUAAGUUUAACACACAUACUUUAAUAACUGAUACAUGCAAACUGUUUCGAAUAGUUUCUUUGUUGUGCUUGGUUAUUAUUUGACUUAAAACUGGACUAUACGUUGCAUACCUAUAAAUUACGUUGGUUAUAUCAUCACAGACAGUAUACAUGGGUCAGGACACCAACCUUCAUGCAUCUCAGCAGACUGACGACCUUAGUCUUGUGAUGUUCAUCUUUCAGCUCUUUCAGAGCGGCUUCAUAUUCACGGCCUUUGUGGCCGGUGCCAUCUGUGUCGGUCAUCUCGUCUUAAUACGCCGGAAGUACUGCCGAAAUACCACGACGCUGUUCGCAGUGGUGCUCUCUGGAUUUUUGCAUCUGAUCGCGAGCGUGUACAUGUUGACAAUUGCCGAAAAUUACAUGAAAAAACGCGUAAAACAGGGGCCUCCGAGCGUCGGCUCGUGCAUGGAUUACUCGAUGACGGCGGCGUUUGCAAACGGGGUGGUGCUCGUGUUUAUCGUGCAUAAUGUUUACGUUCAGAACUUUAAAUGGUCGAUGUCAUCGUGUCUAGCAUACGCAGGCACACUUGGUUGCAUCAUCACAGGAAGUUUUUCCAUUAUCAAGAUUGUGCCUCAAAAUAGCCCACUUCCAGUUGAACAACAUUCGUUUGUGACGCUUGGGACGUAUGGAAGUCAGCACUUUGACGUAUUCUUGUCCGUGUAUCAGAAAAACGUUUACGAGGAAAGAUGGUCUAUUCUGGUGGAAUAUUUAGUGAUAUACGUACCCGUCAUGUUCACCGUGCUGGCUGCUCUUUACACGAACAGGACAAAACAAACGGAAGUCACCAUCACAGAGCUAAAGAUUCUCUCAAACAAGGAGUGCAACGUUUCAGGGUUUAACUGCAAUUGUGUUAAAUUGAACUCAGUCAUGGUUGCCAUUCUUUUAUACAUUACUUUUGUCUUACUCAUAGUACGACCGGGAUACAUUCUGUAUGCGCACGCAACUUCGGGUUACUUCUGGGACAUAUUGCCUAGUUUGUUACCGACAGUAAUUUUCACUUUUAUUUGCUCAGAAUAUAUUGGAAAAGUCCUUAUUCGAUCACAAUAUUGGAAUAAUGAGGUGAAAUCAAACGGCUAUUGUGACUGUAAACAUAAGAGCAAGUCCCUUAUGCAGGUUUGAUAAGCUGUAAUUUUCUGUAGACAGGUUAUUUAGGGAUGUGUUGUUUAAACGUAAAGACACAUUUCCUUGGAAUGGGAAAUCCAUCGUUAUAUUUCCACAAAACUGCGAAACUAUGCUCAAAUAUGUUUGAAGCGCUAAUUAGCACAAAAGGGUAUCAUAUUGACGGAGUUAAAGUCGAAAUAUUGCCAUAUAUUUACACUUGGUGUCAUCUUCGUUCAUUUAAUCAAAAUGAUACUUAUGACCAGAAACAACAUGUUAAGAUGGAACUUGGGACAUAAUGAUGCUAAGUAUGUCGGGAAGCUUAUGCGUAGCUUUAAAUACAUAAACUUGAGCUCUUUGAUGCGGACAUAGAAACAUGCUGUGACAAGCAAACGAGUUUUAAUGUUUGAACAUGAUAUUUGCAUGCAAAAGAAGUUGUUUAUAUAUAUUUUAAUUGAUAAAAUGAUAUAUACGUCUCGUGAUUAGUAAGUAAAGAAGGCUGUGAUAAUUAAAUAAUAUCCAAUUGAAAUAAAGUUUAAUUGUCGAUGUAUUUUUUAUGUGUACAUUUGAGUUUGUAGUAAAGCAUAAUGUCACUGUAUUUAGAUAAACUAUUAUUACAACGAUCGUGCAUGCAUAUUUUGAAUCAUGUUUAUGCAUUAUUCAUAUUAUGUAUAUGUGUUGAGUCAUUUCUAUUUUUUAAUAUGUAUGGUUUUAGAAAAAUGUUUGAGGUAAAUCGCAUUAAGAUUCUAUGUUCAUAGUUUGCAGGCUAUUGUCCACUACAUAAUUUCACAAUAGAAAAGUGUUUUAUAGUUAAUUGACCGAUUUGCACGCGAAAUAACACUGAUUUCUAAUGUUACUAGACCGUCAACUCCUUAUAGGGGAUGAUAGUCUAACAAGUGUACCAAACAUUAAACGGCAUUAAAAAUCCUAAACGCAGCCCCUAUGUACUGAAUAUAGUGAAAUCAUGAAUUUACAAGACAACUACUGGCACGGUAGGUAUUGAAGACACGACAUUGUACUAUCAGACGAUUUGAAAACGCCCCAGAUCUUGAGAACAUUUUCGGUUUGCAUUUCAAAGGGACUCUAAACUACCGCACGUAUUCAAUGUGAAUAUUUCAUAGACAAGAAUAUUUAAUUGCAAUGCAUGGUCCUUUUCCUUUUAAGAUUGAGCGUGCUUUAAUCGUUCGUAAAAUUGAAAUUAAUCCGUACGUUAAAUAUAUUUUUCUUUGGUAAUGUUUGCACACAUCGUGUGUAAAAUCUCAUUUACACAAGUAUUAAUUUCUGACGCUAAAUAGUCUACUUUUCAACUGGCAAAUGCUAAUAAUAUAUGUAUACCCGUAAAGGUUGUCACUUUUCGCAAUCAGCACAACCAAAGGGUUCAAUAAAGACAUUGCAAUUUACCCGGUGAAAUAUUAAAAACAAACAUAAAAGCAAAGCUCAUGCGUUAUGUCCACAACUGGCAAAAUACGCAACAAAAUCAACCAUUUCGUUAGAAAUUCACAGAGACGCAUAUCAAAACCAUGCUUUGAAAACUUAUGAAAUGCCUUUAUUAAAUAUUCUUUGGAAAACAAUACAGAUGUUUGCUUUAUUAGUGAUAUUAUUAUAUGUUUUAUAUUAUGAAACGAAUUCGUAGUAAUGUCGCAGGUCUGUUGAUAUGAAUGAGUUACUCAUAAAUAACGCAGGAGUAACGAAAGCGUAACUUGAAACAUUCGCCCAAAUUAGUUUCAUUCUUACCAUACUAUAAUUCCUAUUUCACUUGUGUUAACCUUGGUAUUGACCUAGAUACGUUAAAUGUUCAAUUUUAGACAUUGGUUUGCAUUUUCUGUAUUUUUCUAUAUAUUUCGUUCUAGAAUUUUGUUUUUUCCACCCAUUUACUUAUUACACAAAUGUGUAGUGUGUUAAUAUUUCGACUACAGUUGUUAACAAGAACUAUUUAAGGUCUUGUUAAGAGAAUGCAUCUUAUAUGUUAUAAAUAUAAAAUGCAAUACUAAGUUCAAUAUUCAAUUAUAAAUAAAGUCUUUUCAGAUAACGACACAUCUGUAAAUACACCCCAUCCUGCGACUGUCUCAGCCCUCAAUACUUCUACAAUAAUGUUGGUCAUUUCAUCACUAAAGAUUUUAAAUCUGAAGAAAAAUGAUUAACUGAGGAAACUUUACAACCAUAGUCCUUAUUACCGAAAUGAUCUAAAGAGGGUCUGUGUUUUGCCAUUUUUUUGCCUUCUUAUCUGUGCAAUUUGUAAUGUAUUUUUAAAAUAUAUUAGUCAAUUUAUCAAGUAAAUCAACAGGACAAAUGCAUAUAAGUUACAACAUUGAUUUUUUUAUUUUUAAUUGCACACAUUGGAGUUGAAAUAUUAACUUGAGGAUUGUUUAAAUCAUGGGUAGUUAUUUUCCCCUUGAUGAAACCUAAACUCAUCACUUUUGGACAAGCAGAUGUUGCCAAAAUGCUGCCCAAAAUAAUAAUUUAAUGUUUAAAAAAUCCUUCAUUUUGUACGUGUUCUUUAACUUAAAGUUCAAAGUUGGAACAUUUCCUUUCGUGCAAUACAAAUGACGGACGAAAACAACUGCUCAAACAUGAAUUCGUAGUUAUAUCGCAUACAAGCUUUAUAUAUGGAUAAUUGGGUAGAGUACCAUUAUUUGUCAAUAGAUUGACAUCUAGCAUCCGCUUUUGGUUUAAAAUUACAAUAACGGAUAAGAGAAAACUCAUCAAGCUUGCAUAUAACUCGAUGUUAACUGAUCUACAAAAUAACACUGCGGAAAUCAAUUGGGUAGUUAAACUUAAAAAGUUGUUAGAAUCUAUCGAGUUUGCUGAAGUUUGGCUUAACCAGGUUGUCUGAAAUACAAAAUUUGUUUUACACAACUUUUAGAUGAGGACUUGAGACUGUUUCAAGCAAGAAUGGAAUAAAGAUUUGCGAGAAUCAUGAAAGACGUCAAUAUAUAUGCUAUUUGCAAUUUUACUAUCACUCAUAUUUAGACAUCACAAAAACCAAUAAAUUCCGAACAACAUUAACACGACUAAGAGUAGCUUCACAUAGAUUAGAGAUAGUAUUGGGCAGAUGGCAUACGCCCCACUCAAUAACAAGGAAUGAACGAGAAUGACAAAUUUUGUAUUACACUUGAAACCGAUACACUUGAUACCAAUUUCUCUGAGAAUGUCCAUGAUACAA
This is a messenger RNA of Mya arenaria, 4625 nucleotides long. RefSeq lists its product as uncharacterized. Lineage: Eukaryota; Metazoa; Mollusca; Bivalvia; Myida; Myidae. The transcript has 2 exons. The record is from RefSeq and is a predicted model, not a curated record. Bases 476 to 1483 code for a protein of 335 amino acids.